Messenger RNA from Podospora anserina S mat+, 930 nucleotides. RefSeq lists its product as uncharacterized. The record is from RefSeq and is a predicted model, not a curated record. NCBI's taxonomy places the organism in Eukaryota, Fungi, Ascomycota, Sordariomycetes, Sordariales, Podosporaceae. The transcript has a single exon. Bases 1 to 930 code for a protein of 309 amino acids.
AUGUCCCGCAUCACCCUCCCCCGCCGCAUCCUCAAAACCCUCCUCGCAAAGCAGCAGUCCGAAGGCGCAGGCGCCACAGUCCGCCGCUCCAUCGGCACCCCCUCCCUCCGCUCCCUCAACCCCUUCCUCAUGCUCGACCACUUCUCCGUCUCCCCCGGCGCCGGCUUCCCAGACCACCCCCACCGCGGCCAAGAAACAAUAACCUACCUCCUCACCGGCGGCAUGGACCACGAAGACUUCGCCGGCAACCGCGGCACCCUCAACCCGGGCGACCUCCAGUUCAUGACCGCCGGCAAAGGCAUCAUGCACGCCGAGAUGCCCCGCCAAAACCCCGACGGUUCCCCCAACAUCGGCUUGCAGCUCUGGGUUGACCUCCCCAAGGAACUAAAAUACUGUGAGCCACGGUAUCGGGAUCUCAAAGCGGAGGAGAUACCCACCGUCAUCACCGAAGACGGCAAAGUCAAGAUCAAGGUUAUUUCCGGCAAGUCGUACGGUGUCGAGUCCCUCAAAGAUCUAGCGUACACACCCGUGGUGUUCUAUGACGUGGAGGUCCAACCGGGGGGGAAGAUCGAGCAGGAGGUUCCCCAGGGGUGGCAAGGGUUCGCUUAUAUUCUCGAGGGGGCAGACGUCACUUUCAGUGACGGGCAGCAAGAAGAGAAGAAAGUCUCACAGUGGCACAACGUCGUUUUUGGCAACGGAAAAGAAGAGGAUGGGGUUGUUGCACGGGUGGAGGAGACCGAGACAAAACCGGGGAGGUUCGUCCUGGUUGCCGGGCAGAUGAUGGAUCAGCCUGUUGUGCAGUAUGGUCCUUUUGUGCUCAACAGCCAGGAGGAGGUCUACCAGGCGUUUGUCGACUACCAGAGCCACACCAACGGGUUCGAGAGGGCAAAGGGGUGGAGGAGUGAGAUUGGGAAGAGUAUGGUUCAUUAG